Symbiodinium necroappetens is the source of this 1083-nucleotide messenger RNA. The record is from the annotation of a GenBank genome assembly. NCBI's taxonomy places the organism in Eukaryota, Dinophyceae, Suessiales, Symbiodiniaceae.
AUGAUGCAACAUUGCUUUCGCACUUCCCUUGAUAUCGCUUGCCAUGGAUCAGCGUCCUUCGAAUCUUCCAGCAUGUCCUAUGCCUUGCGGGCCACAGCCACAGUGGCAAGAGCAGCCUUGUCCUUGGGCAUUCCCACCACAGACUCAAGUGCAGUAUGGUAUGCUUUACGGGUGGCCAGAGCCAGCGCAGCCUUGUCCUCCGGCAUUCCCACCACAGACUCACAUGCAGUAUGGUAUGCCUUACGGGUGGCCAGAGCCAGCGCAGCCUUGUCCUCCGGCAUUCCCACCACAGACUCACAUGCAGUAUGGUAUGCCUUACCGGUGGCCAGAGCCAGCGCAGUCUUGUCCUUCGGCAUUCCCAUAAGUGGUGCGAACUAUGAGCAUAUGAUGUACGAGGUUUUACAGCAGGUCCUCCCCAGCAGUUCUCGUCGGAAGCUCAUGGCGGGGAGCAUUCAAGACCGUGAAGAAGAGGACCGAUUGACGAUCUGCAAGCAAAAAGUUGCACAUUUGCUGCAGCUCAUUGUAUCUGACACUGCUGCAGUUAGCAUGCAAAGGAGAGGUCAUGGGCAGUCUGAAGCCGAAGUUGACUUAGUCUUUCAGGGUUCCUUCGAGGAGUUUGACAACAAAUUCGGCCAACUAGGCGAAGUCAAUUUCAAAGGCAGCUGCGAAAUGGUUCGGACGGUGCUUGUGGAGAUCUGCUCUGACAGCCGCUUCGUGCCCAUGAAGCUCUACCAGAUUGAGAUCCAAAGCUGCCUCAUUGCACGGGCCGGAAAGCUGGAUGGCACAGCUCUCCAACCAGACGCGACCGGCUUUGCUAUUGUUUUUAAUCGCGCAGCCAUACACAUCGGGACGCAUGAGCUGGUGAAUGAACUUGGUCUUGUCAACGUCCAGAGCUUGCUCGAUAAUCAGAAGCUGCACAUCGUGUACUUCCAAGCAGAGGCUGUGACGCCAGCAGCGAUGAAAAUAGCAAGCGACGCAAAAGCAGAGGCAAAAGAAGCAAAAGAGAAGGUGGACAUGUUGGAGAAACAACUUGCGAGCCUCCUCCCUCUGCUAGACAAGCGAGCCCAACCCUUGGCUCCGUGA